GCGCGCCGAGGUUCAGCCCAAGCGCCUAUCAGCUGCUCCGGGAGGAGGCUGUGAGUGACGAGGGGGCGGGGAGCGAGUGGAGUUUGGGCGUGUGCUGCUCGCUGCCUGGGGUUCGCCUCGCGCGCACACACACAUUGUCCAGGCUGACGACGCCGACGCCGUAACAGCCGCCUCUCCCCGCCCUCCCGCAGCACAGAGAGCGCCUGGAUGCUGGGUGCCAAUGCGGGGAGGGCGCUGCAAGAAGGGGGCUCCGCCGCCGCCGCCUAGGUGGAAAGUUCACUGCAUCGGGCCAACGGGGAACUGACUUGGAGCAGCCACCCUCCUGCAGGCAAAGGGACACAAGGAUCUGUGGAUCUAUCCAGGGGGGCUGAUCCUCCCCCCCCCAUGCAAACUUUGCAUUUCUUCCCCCGCUGCCUUUAAAAGAAAAAAAGCCCCACUGACUCCCCUGAGAAAAGCGCAGCUUUACUCUACUGCCUUUGCAAGGAAAGUAGCCUCGUGGUGGGGGGACAGCAGACGGCCGCUGUGUUUUGAGGGAACCUUGAACCGGGGUUGACCAGAAGAUGACUGAGUACAAGCUGGUGGUAGUUGGGGCAGGAGGCGUAGGGAAAAGUGCUUUGACCAUUCAGCUUAUCCAGAACCAUUUUGUUGAUGAGUAUGAUCCCACGAUAGAGGAUUCCUACAGAAAGCAGGUCGUCAUUGAUGGAGAGACCUGUUUGUUAGACAUCUUGGACACAGCAGGCCAAGAAGAGUACAGUGCCAUGCGAGACCAGUACAUGCGGACAGGAGAAGGCUUCCUUUGUGUCUUUGCUAUUAACAACACCAAGUCCUUUGAAGACAUUCAUCAGUACAGGGAGCAGAUCAAGAGGGUGAAGGACUCUGAUGAUGUCCCGAUGGUAUUGGUGGGGAAUAAGUGUGACCUUCCAGCCCGGACUGUGGAAACUCGGCAAGCCCAGGAGCUGGCUCGGAGCUAUGGGAUUCCCUACAUAGAGACAUCGGCCAAGACUAGACAGGGAGUUGAAGAUGCCUUCUAUACUUUAGUGCGGGAGAUCCGGCAGCACAAACUACGCAAAUUGAAUCCCCCAGAUGAAAGUGGCCCAGGCUGCAUGAAUUGUAAAUGUGUGAUAUCAUGACUAAGCUGACCAGACUGUGACUUGGAGGGAGUUCCACUGUGUGUAGUGCAGAGACAGAGGCGACAUGAAGAAGAAUCAAGUGGAUUCAAGGGAAGGGGACAGACGAGAUGGUGUCUGCAGGCCCCAAGAGCUCUGCACAGACUGUCUCAAAACUUCACCAAGGCCUGCAAUGAACUAUUUUUUUUAUUAUUUUUGAAACGCUCCUCUUCUCUCCUUGCCUCCCUCCCCCUCCUGGCAACUUGUACAAAGCCACAGAUGCAAGUAAAUUAUUGUAUGAUGGUCUCGA
This is a messenger RNA of Lacerta agilis (Sand lizard), 1416 nucleotides long. RefSeq names its product HRas proto-oncogene, GTPase (gene HRAS). Gene Ontology annotation, cellular component: plasma membrane. The transcript is spliced from 6 exons. Gene Ontology annotation, biological process: Ras protein signal transduction. The record is from RefSeq and is a predicted model, not a curated record. Gene Ontology annotation, molecular function: GTP binding; GDP binding; GTPase activity. NCBI's taxonomy places the organism in Eukaryota, Metazoa, Chordata, Lepidosauria, Squamata, Lacertidae. Bases 561 to 1130 code for a protein of 189 amino acids.